AUGACAAUCGCUAAGAGAGCUCCAGCUCUGACACUUCUCCACAAGGGUAAUCCAUCUUCUCUCUAUUAUUCUCUGUUUGGGCGUGUCAUUGUGAGAACCCAGUUUUGCUCUUUGGCUAUCAAUCGUUGUCAUACUGUUGUUAGUGUUAUUGGUCCUAACCCUAAGGAAACCAUUGAUUUGGAUAAAUUGGUAGAAAUGCGUUGUAAAUCUGGUAAUCUUGGGUUAGAUGAAGCACUGGGUCACUUCAAUUCCAUGCUGGCUUGUGUUGGCUUACACCCCGAAGUCUGUACACUGAAUAUUGUUAUCAAUUGCUUGUGCCGUAUGAAUCGGGUGGACUUGGGUUUCUCUGUUUUAGCAACUACCCUUAAACAUGGUCUUCAGGCCAAUGCUUAUGCUCUAAAUGCUUCGCUUAAUGGGGUUUGCAAGUAUAGGUCGAUCUCUGAGGCAAUGCAGUUGUUCCGUAAAAUAGAAGAGAAAGGAUUAGCAUGCUCUGAAAUCACUUACGCUACUAUAAUUAAUGGCUUAUGCAAAGCUGGGUAA
Messenger RNA from Prunus armeniaca (apricot), 540 nucleotides. The record is from the annotation of a GenBank genome assembly. Lineage: Eukaryota; Viridiplantae; Streptophyta; Magnoliopsida; Rosales; Rosaceae.